AUGAUCCUUAGGAAAAAGACACCCAAGUCUCCCCAUCUGUACCCGGAAGGUUUUGCCUGUCUCUUCCUCUGCCUUCACGUCGGUGCUUCGUGCCCUCAACUGUGCCAGUGUACAGACCACACUGGGGUUAUGGUGGUCUACUGCAGUUCGAGAAAUCUCAGAGAAAUCCCAAAGGACAUUCCAAAAGAUACAGUGUUCUUGAAGUUAGAUGCCAACAAAAUCUCCCAGAUCCCCAGAAAUGCUUUCAAGAACCUGACCCAUUUGCAAGAGCUGGAUUUAUCGAAAAACACCAUUGAGACGAUUGACAUCGCGGCCUUCAAGGGAGUGGCGGGGGGACUGAGGCUGCUCGACCUCUCCAACAAUCACAUCCGGAGCCUUCCCAAGGAAGCCCUCGUCAAGCUCAAGGCCAAAAUCCGCCUCUCUCACAACCCCUGGCACUGUGAGUGUACUUUACAAGAGGUCUUGUGGGAACUGAAGCUCGACCCCGAGUCCGUCAACGAGAUCACCUGCCAGACCUCUGUGCAGGAGGAGUAUAUUGGCAAAUCCCUAAUUCGGGUUCUGGAUUCGGGAACCAACUUCUGCAACAUCCACCACAAGACCACGGACGUCGCCAUGUUCAUCACCAUGUUUGGCUGGUUCGCUAUGGUGAUUACAUACGUCGUGUACUACGUUCGGCAAAAUCAAGAAGAUGCAAAGAGGCACUUGGAAUACCUCAAGUCCCUGCCCAGCACCCAGGAUGCUAAGGAUUCAGAUGCUAUCAACACUGAACUCUAAUAGCGAAGUCAAACGUAACUGUGCCGUUACAUUGGUGA
Messenger RNA from Tachyglossus aculeatus (Australian echidna), 812 nucleotides. It is a transcript of the gene LRRC3, whose product is annotated as leucine rich repeat containing 3. NCBI's taxonomy places the organism in Eukaryota, Metazoa, Chordata, Mammalia, Monotremata, Tachyglossidae. Bases 1 to 774 code for a protein of 257 amino acids. The record is from RefSeq and is a predicted model, not a curated record. Gene Ontology annotation, cellular component: plasma membrane. The transcript has a single exon. Gene Ontology annotation, molecular function: protein binding.